Messenger RNA from Cajanus cajan (pigeon pea), 979 nucleotides. NCBI's taxonomy places the organism in Eukaryota, Viridiplantae, Streptophyta, Magnoliopsida, Fabales, Fabaceae. The record is from RefSeq and is a predicted model, not a curated record.
CUUUCUGAUUCGGUGAGUAUAAUUUUGUUUUUGUUAAGAUAUAAAUUGUAGCUAUUUGCACUAAUUAAUUUUUUUUGUUGCAGAUAUUAUGGAUCAAAUGAUUGCUUAUAUUUACACUGGAAAGAUGUAUGAAGGUGCUGAAGGUGUAACAUUUGAUGGACCAAGAAAAGGAAUGUAUAUUAAACGAGGUAUCACUUUGGAUAUAUUAAAGAGAAGGAUUCACAACAAAUUUAGUCUUAACUCAAAUCAAGUGAUAUUAUCUGUAAGUUACAGAUUUUUAGUUUCACAAGGUGAUAACAACAUAUAUUCUUCAUUGGAAUUGAGUGACGAUGAUGAUGUACAAUGCAUGAUAGAAGCAUUUCAGAGCCAGAAUGUGAUGCCAAUAAUGGAAUUAUAUGCUGAAAUAGGUAUGCAAGAAUCUUCUACUUUUUCAUUAGAAAAUUUGUCAAUUGAACGAUCACCUUUGAUCACAAGAGACGAAGAUGAAGAUGACGAAGAAGAUGAAGACUAUCAUGUUUCAUCAUCAUAUGAAAGCAUUGAUGAAUCCAAUGAAGAUGAAAUUGAUAAUUGUGAACCAUCUGAUGAUGAGGUGCAGCCGGAUGUUCUUGUUAAUAGUCCAAUGGUUGAACCAAUUUCAAUGUAUCCAUCUACUGAAGGUGGAAGUCAAUUUUGGGGUAAUUUACCCCACUACACUAACAUCAAUUGGAAUCAUCCCGAUGAAGAAGAUAUCUCAGGGAUGGAUGUCGGUAGUACUUGGUCAAUUGGGCAAGAUUUAUAUGUGGGGUUGGAGUUUGAGAAUAAAGAUCCAGUUAAAAAUGCAAUCAAACAAAAUGCAAUGAGAAUGCAUCAAAGUUUUUAUGUGGUUGAGUCGAAAAAGACUAAGUGGGUUAUUAGAUGUCCAAAUGCACAUGUUGUGAAACAUGUAUGGAUUGCAAUGACAACAAAUCAUCCUCAACGGGUCCACAACUCACACGCAUAG